CGAGGCGAUGAGCUGCAGCUGGGGCUGGUUUCCUUUAUCACGCCGGUUUAUCAAGUACGCGGCUCCCUCCGAGAGACCUGCAGGGGGCGGUCGCUCCCCUGAGAGGCCUCAGGAUGAGGAGGAGCAGGCGGCGGCGGCCGGCAACUUUAUAGGGGAGGAGCCGCCACCCAGCAGCGCGGGGACCUUGCUCUGGAGCCGCCUGCCUCCACUUUCCCGGCGUUAUGAGUUUGCCGCUGGCUUUCGAGGCGGAGCGGGAUUUUUUUUUACCUCAGCAGCAGCUCGCUUCAUCUCGAGGCGAGCCUAGCGGAGCCUCAUGGACGCACAAAGUAGCCGCAGAAGCAGCAGCAGCAAGAAAAAAGAGCUGAGAUCAUCUGCACAGGACUUGAACGUUGCUCUCAGUGAAUGUAUGGCAGCUGUGGAUCUGUUUCUAAAUAACAAGUUCCAGGAUGCCCUUGUUUCUCUGCAAACUAAAACAAAGGGGAGUAUGUAUCAUGCAUUGACAUAUGCCACCAUACUGGAAAUGCAAGCCAUGAUGACCUUUGACUCGCAGGACAUACUGAAUGCUGGAAACACAAUGAAAGAAGCUCAAGCCAUAUGUCAGAAGUUUCGGAAGAAGUCCACCGUGGCCGAUUCACUGAACAAUUUAGUGCACAGACACAAUGUUGACCAAUUAACUGAAGAGGAAAUUCAUGCAGAAAUUUGCUAUGCUGAAUGUUUGCUUCAGAGAGCUGCUCUUACAUUCCUUCAGGAUGAAAACAUGGUUAGCUUUAUCAAAGGCAGCAUCAAAGUCAGAAACAGUUAUCAAACAUAUAGGGAGCUGGACAGUCUAAUACAUUCUCCCCACUAUGUUAAAGGAGAAAAUCACCCCCAUUUUGAAGGUGGCGUAAAGCUGGGAGUUGGGGCAUUUAAUCUGACUUUGUCUAUGUUACCAUCAAGGAUUGUACGGUUACUGGAGUUUGUUGGGUUUUCAGGAAAUAAGGAACAUGGUCUGCGACAGCUUCAAGAAGGAGCCUCAGUAUACAGCUUUAGGUCCGUGCUAUGCACUAUGCUACUACUCUGCUAUCAUACCUUCAUGACUUUUGUGCUAGGGACAGGAAAAGGAAAUGUUGAAGAAGCAGAGAAACUUCUUAAGCCUUACUUGGCUCGAUAUCCAAAAGGAUCCAUAUUCCUGUUUUUUGCAGGGAGAAUAGAAACAAUAAGAGGCAAUGUUGAUGGAGCCAUCAAAAGGUUUGAAGAAUGUUGUGAAGCCCAGCAGAAUUGGAAGCAGUUUCAUCACAUGUGCUAUUGGGAACUCAUGUGGUGCUUCACAUACAAACGUCAGUGGAAGAUGGCAUACUUUUAUGCAGAUCUGCUCAGCAAAGAGAACACCUGGUCCAAGGCUACAUACAUAUAUAUGAAAGCAGCUUAUCUCUGUAUGUUUGGACCAGAUGAUCAUAAGCCUUUUGGGGAUGAUGACGUUGCACUAUAUCGGGCUGUGCCUAGUUUGAAACUGAAAAUAGCAGGAAAGUCCCUGCCUACAGAAAAGUUUGCAAUUCGGAAAUCCCGCCGAUAUCUAUCCUCAAAUCCGGUUCCACUUCCUGUACCUGUUUUGGAGAUGAUGUAUGUCUGGAAUGGUUAUGCAGUGAUUGGGAAGUGUCCUGACCUGACUGGCGGUAUGUUGGAGUGCUUGGAAGAUGCAGAAGCAGCCCUGGAAAGGAGCCCAGCUACAGAUUUGUUUGUUGAUGAUCAGUGUGUAAUCAAGUUACUGAAAGGGUUGUGCUUGAAAUACCUUGGCAAGAUUUCAGAAGCAGAAGAACACUUCACUUACAUUCACUUAAAUGAAAAGAAGAUAAAGUAUGAUCAUUAUUUAAUUCCAAAUGCACUGCUUGAACUUGCUUUAUUAUACCUGGACCAAGAUAGAAGAGAAGACGCUGUGAAGAUCCUGGAGAGAGCAAAGCAAAAUUAUAAGAAUUAUUCCAUGGAAACAAGAACACACUUCAGAAUUCAAGCUGCUUUGCACCAAGCCAAAUUGUCUCCAGAAAAUGGUGUUCUGGAAGCGGAGGUUCCAUGUUAACUUUUAAAAAAGAAAUCUUGUUUGGUAUGCAAACUGCCACAAGAGGACAUUACAGGCAAUAGUUUUAAGGUGGUCUUUGUCAAGUUUAGCACAAAAUGUAUUUAAUUUAAAAAUACUGAGGGGUUGACAAACCAGUAUUUCAUUCCAUGACUGUUUAUAAUAUAUACAAAUGUGACUUAUUUACUUUAUAAGUUUUUUAAAUAAGAUUUUCAUGUUUGUUAAUUUGGCAAAGAAUAUUUAAAUGGAUGAAAUCAUGAAUUCUAUAGAGUUGCUGACAAAUACCUAGAUCACACUUGGUUAUGAAUAUAACGUUUAUUUUCUACAUAGACUGAAUUUUUAAAACUGCUUUUUAAAUGAGGUAAUAAUUUUCCUGAUAGAAGGAACAACCAGUUAAUAACCUUUGAUUCAGGUUUAAUAUUAUAAUGUACUAUUCUUUAAUCUCACUUUCAUUUUUUCCUCUUCUAAUGUAUUCUAUUUUGCUAACACUCAAGAUGCCAACAAAUUACCAAUGCAGCCAAAAUCC
Messenger RNA from Podarcis raffonei (Aeolian wall lizard), 2576 nucleotides. RefSeq names its product tetratricopeptide repeat domain 39A (gene TTC39A). NCBI's taxonomy places the organism in Eukaryota, Metazoa, Chordata, Lepidosauria, Squamata, Lacertidae. Bases 314 to 2053 code for a protein of 579 amino acids. The record is from RefSeq and is a predicted model, not a curated record. The transcript is spliced from 18 exons. Gene Ontology annotation, molecular function: protein binding.